Protobothrops mucrosquamatus (brown spotted pit viper) is the source of this 1089-nucleotide messenger RNA. It is a transcript of the gene SFXN4, whose product is annotated as sideroflexin 4. The transcript is spliced from 11 exons. NCBI's taxonomy places the organism in Eukaryota, Metazoa, Chordata, Lepidosauria, Squamata, Viperidae. Gene Ontology annotation, cellular component: mitochondrial inner membrane. Gene Ontology annotation, molecular function: monoatomic ion transmembrane transporter activity. Gene Ontology annotation, biological process: monoatomic ion transport; mitochondrial transmembrane transport. The record is from RefSeq and is a predicted model, not a curated record. The coding region runs from base 374 to 778 and encodes 134 amino acids.
AGAUGCUUGGAAAAUAAGUCUGCUCUGUGUGAAUCCCAGCACUGGCGAUACAAUUCCUUUCUUCUUUAGAGGAGGAGGUUUUGUGUGUAUUUCUGCUUCAUUGGCUGCAAUUGCUUCCUUACCAUACAGAACAUUUUUGACAUCGUUUUCCCAGCAGUUUCUUUUCCAUGCCUAUAUUGGUGGAUUCAGUUUGGCAAACAGGAAUUCUGUAAAAAGAUCAUUGGAGAAUGGUGAGAAAAAUGAACUUUCAUGGAAACAGGCACUUCUCUCUAUUGGGAGCAUCCCAGGUUUGGCCUUAAUAGGAACUCUCCCUCACUAUGUUAUAGCGCGUAAGAAAUCACUAAAUACUCCAGGGCAUUUCUUCAGCAAGUUCAUGGCAAGUGCUUUUUUUGGUGUUCUCUGUGCAUUCAAUGUGUUCAUAGUCAGAAACUUUGAACGUGAGAAUGGGAUUAAGGUCAUGCAUAGCACGGGUGAAGUUAUUGGAAUGUCUAAGGUGGCGGGGGAAAAAGCUGUAAGAGAAACAGCAUUAUCCCGAGGUAUACUCUUUGGUGUGCCAAUGAUUAUUUCUGAAACUGCUGUGUAUCUCAUAAAUCGCAGAAGAGUUUUCCCACAAAGGUCAAUGAUCUUGAGAGGGUUUCUGGUAUAUUUUUUCUGUUGGUUACUACUGCCUGUUUCACUGAGUUGGAUUCCACAGUUAAGAGAGAUAAAGAGAAACGAACUUGAGCCAGAUCUGGUUUCUUCCACUAAAGAAACGUUUUUUUAUUAUAGGGGAGUUUAAUAGUGGGAGACCUUAAUGGUUUUCUAAGAGUGCCAUUCUUGUAAUGAUGAAGCUGGCUUUUAUGCAUAAAAGAGGAACUCUGGUAGUAAGAGUAGAAAGUUGGUCUGAAGUAUUUUGAAUCAUCUGUAACAAAAACUGAAGAUAAGUGGGAGGGGGAGAAUAAUCAUGUUGUUAUUGAUACUUCUCUGUACAGAAAGGAUUUGAUUUUGCAAUCUACGUAUAUCUGAACAAUAAAAAGGCUGUUAUUCAAGAAACGGACCUCUUAGCUAUAAAUGCAAAAUCUAUUGCAUUGUGAACUGCCUUCUACAGCU